AUGAAGAUAGAAAAUCGCACGUUUCUCAUCUCCGGAGGUGCCUCUGGCUUAGGCAAGGCAUGUGCUCUGGAAAUCGUCAACCACGGCGGCAACGUUGCCAUUUUGGACAUGAACCAGGAUGCCCAUGACUUGGUCAAGGAAAUCGGCUCAUCGGCCAGGUUUUUCGACUGCGAUGUGUUGAAGACGGAUAGCAUCGCCAAGGCUGUGCAAGCAACUGCAGACUGGGCCAAGCAGGUCAACAAGCCCAUCGGCGGCGUGAUCCCGGCUGCUGGUGUUUCUACUCCCGCCACAAUUCUGGACCGCGAGGGAUCAGCGUUUAGCAUGGACGACGUUGACUUUGUGCUCGGGGUCAAUCUCCGUGGUGUUCUGGACUUGGUCCGCCAGGGAGUCGCGGAGAUGGCCAAGGCACCCGAAGGCCCCGACGGAGAGCGUGGCAUCGUCGUCAUGGUUGCUAGCUCUGCUGCCUUUGACGGCCAAAAAGGUCAAGUCUCUUACUCGGCAAGUAAAGGUGCCGUGGCUGCCAUGACUCUGCCUAUGGCUCGAGACCUUGCGCGGUUCGGUAUUCGCGUGGUGACAAUCGCGCCGUCUUUAUUCGAAACGCGCAUGACGAGCAUGAUGAGCGACAAAGUCAGGAAAUCCCUGGAAGCAACGUACGAGUUUCCCAAGAGAUCGGGUCAACCGGCGGAGUUUGCUGGGCUGGUCAAGCACUGCAUCGAGAACGUCAUGCUUAACGGCACCGUGAUCAGGUUGGAUGGCGGCUCAAGGCCAAGCAAGAUCUAG
This is a messenger RNA of Ustilaginoidea virens, 780 nucleotides long. RefSeq lists its product as uncharacterized. The record is from RefSeq and is a predicted model, not a curated record. Gene Ontology annotation, molecular function: oxidoreductase activity. Lineage: Eukaryota; Fungi; Ascomycota; Sordariomycetes; Hypocreales; Clavicipitaceae. The transcript is spliced from 3 exons. The coding region runs from base 1 to 780 and encodes 259 amino acids.